GCACUAACACACACAUACGCAACACGUCCAUAGUUUCGCGUUUCACCGCGCCGAGAGUGUUGCAGCGUUCGCAAGCAAAGGAAAAAGGCGAAAUUACACCCGGAACAGCAGCAAAAUUGACAUCCAAUACCGGACAAAUCAGCCAGAACCAGUAAUAGUUCCGGAUUUGUUCCUAUUAAAAAGACUGCUCUUUGCGAAGAUAACUUAUUUCAUAGACACGAGAUCCCCUUUAGAUCGAAACCUUUUCUUUUUAAGCAGGAAAUAGACUACAAUGUCCGGAAUAGCGAUUGCGCGUCUUGGCGAGGAAAGGAAAGCAUGGCGUAAAGAUCAUCCCUUUGGGUUUGUGGCACGCCCGGUUAAAAACGCUGACGGAACACUGAAUCUUAUGACGUGGGAGUGCGCAAUUCCCGGAAAGAAAGGAACCCCAUGGGAGGGAGGUCUGUACAAGCUGCGAAUGAUCUUCAAGGACGACUACCCGACCAGUCCACCGAAGUGCAAGUUCGAACCGCCGCUGUUCCACCCGAACGUGUAUCCCUCCGGGACCGUGUGUCUUUCGCUGCUGGACGAGGAAAAGGACUGGCGUCCGGCAAUUACGAUCAAGCAAAUUUUGCUUGGUAUCCAGGAUUUGUUGAACGAACCGAACAUCAAGGAUCCGGCGCAGGCUGAAGCGUACACUAUCUACUGUCAAAAUCGUCUCGAGUAUGAGAAACGUGUCCGGGCUCAGGCUAGAGCUAUGGCAGCCGCUGAGUGAACAGUACCCAACGUAGGAACGUUUACGGAUGUGAAAUCGACAGUAAAGUAACACUAUCUCUUAACCACGCAAAUCGGAUUAUUCAGAAAGGCUGAGCGGAUGAUAGUAGAAAGUGGAGGAAAGAAAACAAAAUUAAACAAGAUAAAGAGAGCGGAAACUGAUGUGUCCUAAUUUAAGCGAAUACAACCAUUACAACAUAAUAUGAUAAUCUUUCCACUUUUCAACACAAAAAGAGCAGAUCAAGUUUUGCGAGCCUAGUUUUAAGCCAUUUUUAUUUAAAUUCGGAAAACGAAAUGAUCAGGGUCAAUAAACCGGAAGCUAAAUCUA
Topomyia yanbarensis is the source of this 1078-nucleotide messenger RNA. It is a transcript of the gene lwr, whose product is annotated as SUMO-conjugating enzyme UBC9-B. Gene Ontology annotation, biological process: protein sumoylation. The transcript is spliced from 5 exons. The record is from RefSeq and is a predicted model, not a curated record. Bases 272 to 751 code for a protein of 159 amino acids. NCBI's taxonomy places the organism in Eukaryota, Metazoa, Arthropoda, Insecta, Diptera, Culicidae. Gene Ontology annotation, molecular function: SUMO conjugating enzyme activity. Gene Ontology annotation, cellular component: nucleus.